Messenger RNA from Homalodisca vitripennis (glassy-winged sharpshooter), 2159 nucleotides. RefSeq names its product Bloom syndrome protein homolog. NCBI's taxonomy places the organism in Eukaryota, Metazoa, Arthropoda, Insecta, Hemiptera, Cicadellidae. Bases 17 to 1018 code for a protein of 333 amino acids. Gene Ontology annotation, molecular function: nucleotide binding; nucleic acid binding; 3'-5' DNA helicase activity. Gene Ontology annotation, biological process: DNA replication; DNA repair. The transcript is spliced from 7 exons. The record is from RefSeq and is a predicted model, not a curated record.
CCAGAACCUGCGGAGGAUGGUGAACUACUGCGAGAACAGAUCGGACUGCAGACGUGCCAUCCAGCUGCAGUACUUUGGCGAGAACUACAGACAACGUUGUCCCAACAACCCGGCUGUCGCUUGUGACAACUGUCUCAGUCAGGAGAGCUACAAGGUGGAGGACGUAACAGAGCAAUGUCAGGCGCUAGUGGAGACGGUGCAACAGAUCUGCACACAGCGACAGUACAACAACUUCACGAUCAACCAUCUGGCUGACAUAUGGAAGGGGAGCAAGUGCCGCAAGGUUUUAGACAAUGGUCAUGACACUUUGAGAUCGUUCGGCCAGCUAACGGGAUGGGACAAGGUAGACGUCUGUCGGCUCAUCAACAAGCUGGUGAUGGAAGACUACCUGGCCGAGUAUCUGGUCACCAGCAACGACAACACACACUCCUAUAUCCGCAUGGGACCUCGGGCCAGGGAGUUGCUGCACGGAGGGAGCAGGGUUGUGUUCUCAAUGCGAGAAGUGAAGGCCAAGAAGUCAGCCGUCAACUCUCCAGCUGCAAAGAAUGGAGAGGAGUCGAGGUGUCCUGAGUUGGACGCUAUCUACGAACGCUGCUUCAGUGAGCUGAUGGAUGUUGUCACAGCAAUCGCAGAGAUCAAUGAGGUCAAUACCAACACCAUCAUGAAUAUUCAGGCACUGAAGGGCAUGUCCCUGACUCUCCCGGAGUCCCGGGAGGAAAUGCUAACCAUCACGGGAGUGACUCAGGCCAACUACGAGAAGUACGGUAGAGACCUGCUCAAGAUCACCUGCAGAUACGCUGAGGAGAAGAGCAAGCUGAAUUUUACUGACAUAACAAAGAAAAAAGAGGUCUCUGUCACCCUCCUCCAGAAGCAACGGGGGAGCGAAAAAGAAGAGGAAAAGUGGAAAUGCAAAGGAAACUCCUGCUGGUUCAUACGUGGCACCCUAUGUGGCCAAGUUCAGGAACAAUGGAAGGAAGAAAUACAAGUCUUCUCGGGGGAGAGGAGGGGGCAAGGGUAGGGGUGGGAGAGGUGGGGGGUCAGGCUAUAGGGCGACAGCGUCCUCAAAUUCGCACCAGACCAUGCAAUCUUCUCGGCCUCUCCCACCCAGCAACAGACCGGGCUUCAUGCCUGCUCCUAAAGUUACUCUUUUGCGUAGAUGAUCAUGCCCAAGGCAUUAGAUAGAAUGUAUCCACCAAUUGAAACAGAAUCAUCCUUCUAGAAGGUUGAAAUUUCGUUUUGGUUAUUUCAGAAUGUACAAUUUGUAUAUUUCCCUUAUACAGAGCAAGGAAUGCUCGACAUUUAUGGACAGAAGUUUUAAACUUCACGUUCUUCUUUGACAAAGUGAUUUAUCAGCUUCAUUUACGUGAAUCCACUUUACAGACACAUCACAUCUGAUAUGACAAUACUAUGACUUAGAGUCUAAGAGAUUCCAAAUAGAAAUAGUAUGGCAUGUUGUAAUAUUCAUUGUUAUCGUAGCAUUAAUGAAUUACCUAUGUUAUUGUAACUGUAGUGAAUAAAUAGUAGCUGUGCAAGUUUCAAUAUGCACAGCUACAAUAUGCAGUUUCUCGAUGCAUUGGAUGUAUUAAAAAAAAAUGUGACCUUCAGGUCUUUUGGUGAAUGAUCAACGUAUCAUCAUUUACAACUGUAUUACAUACCUGCACAAGAAAAUUGGUAUGAGAUGAAAUCCUUUGAUUGUACGAAGAAAAUAUUUUGUAAAUUAACAUUGAAAUGUAUUCAAUUUCAUAGAAUGCGUGUUAACUGUAAAUAAAAUCAUAAUAUUCUUGUAUGUAAGCUUUUUUAAGACUAUAUAAUAUGUAACAGUUAUUGUUAAAAACUAAUAGAGAAAUAUUACGAAUCAAAUUUAUUAAAAUUAAUUCAAUAUUUUAAAUAGUUUGUAAAUUAAUUUUUAAACAUUUUUAGAAUAACAAAUUCUGGGAAAUUAGUGAUUGUAAUAUUUUUUAUUUUCAACUCAACAUCGGCAAACGAUAAAAAGCUAACACCAUCAAUAAGGCAAACUUGCUCACUUUCUCUUACAUGCCUUACAUACUCUUUGAUCUGGAAUCUUUUUAAUGAUAUAAAUUUUCCAAUUAUUAUUUUUAUAUUCUUAUAUGCAUAUGUAUUUAUAUUAAUCUAAUUGUUAUUAAAUUAUUUUUAAAAAA